AUGUUGAAAAAGAAGGAAACCCUCACCAUCAUCACGCCCAUUCCCGGCUUCAUCCCCCGCCAACUCGCCAUUGAUCUCCUCCACUCCCACGGCGAAAUCAUCACCCUCAACCCUCUCGUCCUCUCCCACAAGCCCAUCACCGCUCCUCGCAAUGCCGCCGCCGACGAGUACUACAGCACCUGGUAUGAGAUCACCGAGCGCAUCCAGUACAUCCCCGGUUUAGGAAAGAUGGGCUCCGGAAAGCUUACUUUCAACGGCUGCUUCCACGAUAUGCCGUGGGGUAUGCAGUCGCACAUCUAUAUCCCUCUCGGUAUCGACAUGCGAAACAAGUACCGCAUCAUGGGCAACCAGCCCGGUAUCGAACCCCCCGAGCAGCCUGAGCUUGGUCUCGAGCAGCUCGGAGCGCCCAAGGAGGGUCUCUAUCUUCGCACUGAUGUCGAGCUCAAGUGCAACAUCACUCUCAUGAGCUUUGUCAAGGCCGAGUCGAGGAAGGCUAGUGUCGACAUGGUUAACCGCAUGGUCAAGAAGGCUGAGCUGCUCGACGCCGGUCUGCUCAAAGCUAUGAUAGAGGAUGGAAAGUUGAAGACGUACAAUCCCAAUGAUCGAACCGAGGCCAGCCAGGCGAAACAGCAGGCCGCCUUGCGACACCAGUCCUUCGCUGGCGCUUCUCCCGGCCCAGCGCCCUUGAGUCCAGGCCCUGCCUUCUCCCAACCCUACGGAUAUUCUCAACAACAGCAGCAGCAGCAGCAUAUGCAACCGCAGCCAUCACCAACGUACCCUUACGCGCGUCCAGACAACGGUGGAUCUCAGUAUCCCCCCAGCCCAGGCCCAUACGGCUAUCACCCAGCCCAAACACCGCCACCCGGCGCGCAAUACCAAACACAGCAGGCCCAGCAAGCACCGCCCAUCCCGCCCAAGACCAACAUCCAGAGUUUCCCCAUGGAGCUCCCCGGCGACUACUACCACCCGCAGCAGUCGCCCAACAUGCAGCCGCAGCCUAGCCCCGGCCACGCACCCAACAACUACCGCAACUCGACGGGAUCUUACGACCCGCGAUGGUCGCAGUCGACCGCGUCUGCCGUCGACUCGCACCGCAACAGCGCGUACUCGCAGCACUCUGGAGGGUUCCAAUCGCCUGCACCCCAACAGCAGAGUUUCGCAGCCGAGUUGCCUUCGCAUAAUGAGACGUCGGAAGAACACAGGCACUGA
Fusarium sp. VM40 is the source of this 1209-nucleotide messenger RNA. NCBI's taxonomy places the organism in Eukaryota, Fungi, Ascomycota, Sordariomycetes, Hypocreales, Nectriaceae. The record is from the annotation of a GenBank genome assembly.